GCUUUUGAUGCUGAGCUGGCAGCGGAACUUGUUUAUGUAGUGCAGCCACAGCUAGUGAAGCAGUGCCCAGGCCUCGGCGAGACAUUCUGCGCAUUCCUGGAGGACGUUACAGCAAAUCUAUUUAGUGUAAUUUCCUAUAAUUAGAUAGUGACACAGGUGUCGCAAUUACUUCACUGGUUAUCACAUAGGGAGAGGCCCUGGUCAACUGCCAGACUUUCACUGAGCAUUCUCACCUGCCGCGACUGGUCAUCAAUAUGUCCACCCAGAGGUGCCCUCACUGUGGACGAGAGUUCAAGGAGCUGCGCCUGCAUCUCCUUCGCAACCCCUAUGGCUGCAAGGGUGUUAUCGAGUCAACGCUGCCUGGCUGCUGCGUUGCCGGUGGAGACGUCGCCAACAAUGAUAAAUUAUUCACAGACAAUGAGCCAGUACUGGUGGUGAAUGUGGAAUGCCGGCAGAGUGUUCCUCUUGACGAGCCAUCAAUUGGCACGUUCGAGAUGGGCGUCUCAUACCUUGACCACCUAGACAAGUAUGCAGAGGCAAAUAGUGAAAAGCCACCUGAGAAAAGUUUGUCUUCAGAGGUGGAGACCUUCCUCGCGGCGAACCUCUCGGGUUGCAAGCUCCAGGAGUUUUUGCGCCUGUUCAAGCAGUUUCCAGGCGAGGCCUACACCCCAUCUGCAGAUACUUUGAAGGGUAUCUACAAUUCUUUGUGGGACUACCACCUCUGUGUACCACUCACAUGCAGGACGCAAGCAAGGGACAUUAGACAGUAUGGCAUGACCGACCUGACCACAACCGGCCCAAAAGAAAGCUAUGUCAAAACCCUGUGGGCCAGCUACCAAUUCACCAACAAGAAAAUGGAGACCAUACAGCAGCAGGUUACCAGCAAGCUCAACAUUGUCACGGCCAGGGGGGCUGCACACGAUGACGAAUACGAGAGCAACUGCCUGGCGGAGUGGCCAGCCAGCCGCAUCAUUCGGCUGCAUACCGCUGGAGACAGUGCUGCAGCGGGUUUGCAUUGUCUGGUUGUGACUGGUAACAGCAAGGGUGGGCACACAGCUGCCGAGCUGAACCCUAAGUUUGUCUUGAAUGACCUGGUGGGGUUGCCCCCAGAUGACCUGAUUCCUGUUGUGAGUGAGGAGGUGAUGGAUGAGCAGCAGCACCACUGGCAGCAGCACCAGCAGGAUGUUUGCGGUGGUGGGCAGGCAGAGCCUCCUCGGCGGGAAGUAUCGGUGGAAGCCACAGUUAGAUGGCCUUUGCCUGAGCGGGCUGCAGCAGUCAUAGUCCCACUGAUGCUGGCGGCGGCUGAGGCGACUACUGCUCAUGCUAUUUUCCGCGCCUUGAUGACGAUGUGUUCCCAUUACGACCUUCAAGGGACCCUGAGGCACAUCAAGGUCGAGGAUGCCCUCUACUGCUUGAAGGCGGGCAAAUGUUUUAUUCUGGGCAUAUCACGGGAUCUGCAUCUGUGA
Molecule: messenger RNA, 1466 nt
Organism: Volvox carteri f. nagariensis
Lineage: Eukaryota; Viridiplantae; Chlorophyta; Chlorophyceae; Chlamydomonadales; Volvocaceae
Exons: 8
Coding region: 255-1466 (403 amino acids)
Source: RefSeq, a predicted model, not a curated record